GAUUAUGAAUUAUUGUAAUGACUAACGCUAAAUAAUAAAUAAAUAAUUUUCAUUUUAAAUAAAUAUUAUUAACGAAAUUAAGAAAGAAAAAAACAAAACAGUAUCUCAUCAGAAUAAAAAUAAACAAUGGAAGCUGUUCCAAGACUUCAAAUGUUGAGCUUUGCUCUUAAAAUUAGUCCAGAAGGGACAUCGUUUUCCAAUUUGAAAAGGAUUAUUGCUGAAUGUUAUCAAGAAGAUGCAGAAUCAUAUUCAAAAGAAGUUUAUACUUUAGAAUCUUUAAGAAAUGCUGCUAUGCGACCGGAAAAGGAUACAAAUGGUUGUAAAAUAUUGAAACGCUAUUAUUCUCAAUUACAUGCAUUAAUAAAUAGAUUUCCUCAAAUAUCUGAAAGAAAUUUAUUUACAUUUCAAUGGAAAGAUUUAAAUGUUAAUAAUAUAACAGAAACCAAUGAUAUAAGAUAUGAAAUGGCUGCUGUUCUUUAUAAUAUUGCUGUUUUACAUACUGAAGUUGGUGCGACCGUGCAACGUACUGACAUUGAAGGAAUGAAAUUAGCUUGUACACAUUUUCAAUGUGCUGCAUGGGCAUUUGGUGAAUUAAAAGAAAAAUUUCAAAAUAUUAAUUCAAAUACAGAUUUUAUGACACCGGAAUUAUUAGUUUUUAUGCAACAAAUAUCAUUUGCUCAAGCUCAAGAAUGUAUUUUAGAAAAAAGUUUAAUUGAUAAUCGUAAACCAAUAAUUGUAGCUAGAGUAACAGCACAAAUUAUUAAUUAUUAUAGUACAGCUUUAGUUGUACUAUUAAGUGGUGGUGAUGAUGGUUUUAUAUUUUCACAAGUUAUCGAUAAUAAUACAUUGAAAUUAUGGAAAAAAUAUGUUAAAUUUAAAAUAUCAUAUUUAAGUUGUAUAUUAUCAUUAUAUCAAGGGCAACAUUCAGAAGAACAACAAAAAAUGGGUGAACGUGUUGCUCUAUAUCAAGCGGCUGUUGAUAAAUUAGAGGAAGCAAGAAAAGAAAGUAAAGGUCUCCCAAAUCAAAAGGAGAUAAUAGAAGCAUUAACGUUUACAGGAGAUGUAGUUGAAGGAAAACGUAAAAAUGCAAAAAAUGAAAAUGAAUUUAUAUACCAUGAAGCCGUUCCAGAAUUUUCUGAUAUUACUGCUGUACAAGGAGCUAAUUUGGUUAAUGGUACAAGUUUUAGUGUCACUGAUCCCGAAAUAUUUGGGGAAGAUAUAUUUGCUAGACUUGUUCCAAUGAAGGCUCAUGAAGCUAGCUCAUUAUAUAGCGAAGAAAAAGCUAAAAUUCUACGAGAUAUUGGUGCAAAAUUGGAAGAAAAAGAUAAUGAGCUUUCAGUAUUUAUGAGUUCAUUAAAUAUCGAUAACUUAAAUGUUAGUGAAGAACAGGCAAAUAAAAUUCCCCAAGGUAUUGUUGACCGUUGUGCUCUUUUAAAUGCGAAACCAAAUGCGAUACCUGACUUAAUAGCAUCAAUGUCAAAUUUAGCAGAAAUAUGUGUUGAUGUUGAGACAAAUUUACGUGAUAUUAAAGAAAUUCUUGAUGAGGAAGAAUCUAAAGAAAAACAAUAUCAACAAUCCACAGGUGUCCAUAGACCAAAUACACAUUUUACAGAAUUAACAAGAGAAUUUCAAAAAUAUUUGGAAGCACAUCAAAGAGCUGGCGAUAGUAAUGAUACAUUACGUAAAGCUAUGGAACUGCAUGUUAACAAUUUGAAAAUUUUAUCAAAGCCAUUACAAGAAAUACAGCAAAGUAUUCCAAAAUUAAGUGGACAUGUUAACGAUGAAAUGUUCAAAGAGCUAAAAUUGAUUUUAAAUAAAGUAAAUGAAAUGAAAGCGCAACGGGCACAAUUUCAUGCAGAUUUGCGAAUAUCGAUUAACUCAGAUGAUAUAACUAGUAAAGUUAUAGCGCAUGGUAACAACGACUUAAAAGAACUUUUCAAAAAGGAAUUGGGGAAACAUGAUCACAAUGUUAAACUAAUCGAACAAAACUUAACUGCGCAAACUAAUAUUUUGACAGCGUUGACUGAUGCAUAUGCUAAAUGUGCUUCAUCUCUGAAAACUAUGAGUGAUGUUAAGCUUAAAAAAGAAAAUUUCUUUUCAUCUCUUGCGGCUUCAUAUGAUGUUUAUGAAGAUUUAUUAGCGAAAAGUGCUAAAGGUUUGGAAUUCUACAAGAAAUUGCAAGGAAAUAUUCAAAAAUUAUUAACGAGAGUGAAAGCUGCAAGGGAUGUUCAAGAAGAAGAUAGGAAACAAAGAAUCAAGUCAACUACGCUUGCUAAAAAUUAUCCAGAACUAUCGCCUUCUGUUAUUUCUUCUGCAGCACCCGCAAAAGAAAUCGGAAGUACACCGAAAUUAAAGGAUUAUUUAAAGGAUCACAACACAUCACUGAAAAAUUUUUCGGGAUAUUCAAAAGUUUCCGAUCCAUCCAGUAUGAAUCAUAUUCCAUCAAUAAGACCUAACCCUUUAGGAUCCGAAAAUCCCGCGGCUGCUGCCUGUAUUAAAUCCACAACGAGCAUUUCUGCUCCAACCAAUCAUUCCACUUAUACUCCUGUGGGUCCAAUGGACCCCCCUCCACCGUAUACACCACUCCCCUCAAUGUCUAAUACAGGUUACGAUUCAAUGGGAUUUGUUAACCCAAUUUAUCAAAACGCAGCCACAAACCACCCAAGUAAUCCGUAUUAUAUUGGUAAUUAUCAGCAAGCUGCUCAACAAAUUCCGAAUAUGUAUAGUAAUGCAACGCAAAAUCGAUUGCAAAAUCUGACGCAUUUGCCACAACAACAAGUUCAACAACAUUCAACAUCGGUUCAACCAGUUUCAAUAGCACAGGCAACAUCUUUACCACAACAAACAUUGGUUCCGCAACAAGGACAGCAAGGUGCAUUACAACAAAAUUCCAUGUUGCUACAACAAGCUUCGCAAUCACAAUCACAAGUAGAGCAAUAUAAGUUACAGUCUUUUCAAAAUUCAUCAUUGCAAAACCCAAAUAUGGCAAGCAAUUCAAUAACUUAUUCGUCUGGUUAUGGGUCUUCGCAAAUUCCACCAACAAAUUUACAGCAGCAACAACUUUAUCAGGAACAUUUACAACAACAAGUUCAAAAACAACAAUCUCAACAGACGUCCUAUUCUCCUUAUCAAGUAAAUCCAAUGCUGCAAAAUUUGUCUGCAGGCCAAAAUGCCACUUUCAUUCAAAAUCAAAUGAAAAAUCUAACCAUUAGAGCAGAAUCACCUCAACAACCUAUAACAAACUCAUAUUAUCAGCAGUCAUCAUCACCUCAAUAUAAUGUUCAGAAUGUUCAAACUCAGUUUUCCCAAAAUGUUGAUCAAAAUCAAAACGUAGCAUCAGUGCAACAACAACAAAAACCUUCUCGAAAUUUUGAUCAAUCAUAUCAAAUUCAAAACUCACAAUCUCAAUUUCCCAGUAUUCACUCACAAUCGCAGCAACAUUUAAAUCAGAUUGUUCAACAAAAUCAGCAACAACAAAAUGCUGCAAAUACAAAGCGGACUGAUGUCAAUUCUGCCGAACAACAAUAUUCAAAUCAAACAGUACCCCAAAAUUAUAUUGGGCAAUCAAAUGCAGUAAAUUUUUCGGUUCAUCAGAACAAUCCACAUCAGUUUAGUACUCAAACAACAGUUCAGCAACAAAUGCAACAGCAACAGCAGCUUCAACAACAACAUCAACAAAACAUGCAACAACAGCAACAACAGCCACCACAGCAGCAACAACAUAAUCAGCAGCAACAGCAACAUCAAAAACAGCAAUUGCAACAAUUGCAGCAGUAUCAGCAACAGUUUCCAAAUUCUUCGAAUUUUCAAUAUCCUCAACAAAAUUCAUCCAUACCCUCUCAAAUUUCAGCUUUUGGUUCACAUCCGGGUUACUCCUUCAAUCAAUCAAGUGGUCAAUACCAAUAUGGAAGUGGUUACCAAUACGCUUCCAAUAAUACGGGACAAGGACAAUAUACGAAUUCCACUAACUUUCAAGAGAAUAAAGCUAGUAAUACAACAAAUGUUAAUCAAUUAGCAAUUAGUUCUGGACUUAGUUCAAACUAUGAUAAACAGUGUAAUAAUACAAACCAAAAACCGUCGGUCGAUGAAAAUAACUAUUCAAGUUCACAAAACGUUUUAUAUGCUAACAAUACGUACCAACAGCCACUGCCGCCAUUUACAGGUGGAAUGACACAAAAACAACAAGAUCACUUACAACCUAUGAUUCCAAACUCAUCCCCUUUAACAUAUGUGCAAAGUAACAAUAAUAAUAAAACUGAGACUACUACCAGCUCAUCAGACGGUUCUCAAUUAAAACAAGAAAACAAGGAAGAAAAGACCACACAACAAACACCGAAUCCGCAAGGAACACAAAACAAAUCUUUACCAUCUAAUCAGUCAUCAGCUAAGUUGAAAGCUAAACCAAAAUCAACAAAAACAAAUGUGGAUUUAUUAACUGAUACAAAUGAUAAUAACACGGUUCCAGUAUUACCAGUUCCAGUUUUACAACCUUUGGUGGCAGUUAAUAGAUCAACAGAAACGACUGAAUCUAAAUUAAAUAAUUUAGUUAAUGCGAGUACUGUCACAGACAGUAAACGUCAAUCAAUUAGUGGUGAUAUUGAUAGCGGAAUAUCAGGAGAUGGAAAGAAUACAGAUAGUAAAAAAAUUCAACAGAUCAAUGAAUCUACUGUUAUAACUAGUACACCAUCUUUUCAAAACGAUACACAAUUUUCAUCGAUCGAUCGUAAAUUCAGUUGUGAUAAUAUAUCUAUUCAUUCAGAUUUAAGCUCUUUAGAUCAAAAUUUUGAUUGGGAUUCGGUUUCAAUACAAUCAAAUGAAAAACUUUCAACAUCAAAUGAUGUGAACAAUGUUAAUAGUUCAAAAUCAAGUAUUAAUACAAAUCAACAAAAACCAAUAAGUACUGAUCCUUUUGAUGAUUCUAAUAUUCUUAAAUAUUUUCAUAAGGAAGUUGAACAUUAUGAAAAAGUAAUCGAUUCUUUGGGUGUUAAAAUGCUAAAUGGUAAUACACCAUUAUAUAAUAAAUGGAAAGAUUUACAAGAUCUUUUAAUGAAAGAUGAAUCGAAACGUAGUGCAAAUAUUGCAAAAUUAUUCCCAGAAAAAAAUCGAGCUCCCGAUUCUAUACCUUAUGAUCAUGCAAGAGUCGUACUAGAACGGACAACUGACGACUAUAUUAAUGCUGCAUACGUAAAGUUUCAAAGGGAGUUUAAGUUGGAUUUGGGACCAGGAUGUCCCGCUAUGAUAUUAGCGCAAACACCUUUACAAAAUACAAUAAAUGAUUUUUGGUCCAUGGUUUGGAAUCAUAAAGUUAGAACAGUUGUUUGUCUUCAUACUCCAAAUGAGAUUUUAGACACAUAUUGGCCUCAAAAUAAUGAUAAAGAAUUACAUUUUGAUGAUUUCUCUAUAGAAUUCGUUAAACAAUAUGAUUUAUCACAUUGUAUUGAAUAUAAUUUAAAAUUAACGAUGAAUGGAGUUGAUGCUAUAUUAAAUUUAUCUUUAUUACAAAUAAAAUCGUGGAGUAAAAAUGCUCCAACUCAUAUUUUAGAGAUAUCACGAAAUAUAUUGACAACUCAAAAACAAAGAAAUCAAGAAUUUAAUUCGAAUUCACCAUUAAUAAUGAAUUGUUUAACAGGUUCAGAACGUUCAGGAUUAGUUGCUUUAGCAAUAUGUGCUAUUUUGUCAACAAAAACUAGAAGACCAACUAUUAUUGAUGUUGUGGAUAUUUGGUAUCGAAUAUGUUCACAACGAAAAAAUGCUCUAAAAGACGCUAAUAAUUUAGAAUUAUCCAUGAAAAUUGUUUUAUGUCAUGCACAUAAUGUUUUAAAUCAACGUGGUAUCAUGACUUCGUAUCAAAUGAAAAUUGCCCAAACAGUAGCCGCAACCGAAAAAGAAGAAGCAAAAGAUCCACUUAGAGAAUUAGAUCCUUUAUGGAAGUUGAAACAGGAGAAAUAAAUUUCAUUAUAAUAUUUAAUACUAUUUUUACAAUCAUUAUUCAAACAAAAAAAAUAAUACAUACAUACAUAUUUCUUAAAAUUAUUAACAAUGGAAAAAAUAAACUGAUAUGGUACUAGCUAGUUUAUUAUUGUUUUUACAAAAUAAAUAUUAAAAUUAAAUAUUUUAUUCUUAUACAUAAUCAAAAAUAAAUGUUAUUUCAUAUUAUACUAAUAAUUAUUACAAUAACUCUUAUUCUGUUCUGUGAAAGUUACAUAUUUUUUCUUUUUCAGAAAUAAAAAUUUCAAAAAUU
Condylostylus longicornis is the source of this 6241-nucleotide messenger RNA. RefSeq names its product tyrosine-protein phosphatase non-receptor type 23 (gene mop). The transcript is spliced from 12 exons. Bases 127 to 5949 code for a protein of 1940 amino acids. Gene Ontology annotation, biological process: endocytic recycling; protein transport to vacuole involved in ubiquitin-dependent protein catabolic process via the multivesicular body sorting pathway; protein dephosphorylation. The record is from RefSeq and is a predicted model, not a curated record. NCBI's taxonomy places the organism in Eukaryota, Metazoa, Arthropoda, Insecta, Diptera, Dolichopodidae. Gene Ontology annotation, molecular function: protein binding; protein tyrosine phosphatase activity. Gene Ontology annotation, cellular component: endosome.